CAGCCCGCCAACGAAAUCUACAACUCCCCCCACCAUGACCCCCCUACGCCCCUCUCGGAUACUGCCUUGGCUCGCACGAUCAAGGUGCUAUUCUACCAUAACAGAGCAAUCCAAGCGAACUGACCGGCCUUUGCGCCUGGCCGUGAUCGGUGCCGGUCCUGCCGGUUUCUACACCUCUUACCGCGUCCUCAACAAGCUCACCAAUGCGCAUGUCGACAUGUACGAAUCGCUCCCGGUGCCAUAUGGUCUUGUACGCUUCGGAGUGGCCCCGGAUCAUCCUGAAGUCAAGAACUGUCAAGAUAAAUUCGACGAAGUAGCGUCUUCCCCGCGGUUCACAUACAUUGGAAAUACACCAAUCGGCACAUCGUGGCCGCAUCCACCCCACCGGUCCCUUCCGCUCUCGGCGAUAACCCCACAUUACGACGCACUGCUUCUGUCCUACGGAGCUUCGAAGGAUCGCAAACUCGGCAUUCCCGGCGAAGACAGUCUGAGGGGUAUCUUCUCCGCCCGCGCUUUUGUAGGCUGGUACAAUGGUCUACCGGAAUAUGCAAACUUUGAAUCGAAGUUGUUUCUCGAUUCGGCGGAGGAGGCGGUGAUCAUCGGGCAAGGCAAUGUUGCACUGGAUGUGGCGCGGAUCCUCCUCUCUUCCGUCGACGUGCUUCGGAAGACGGAUAUCACGGAACAAGCGGUAGAUGCACUAUCGCGCAGUCGAGUCAAACGUGUGAGGGUGGUGGGACGGCGAGGACCACUACAAGCGGCGUUCACGGCGAAAGAGCUUCGAGAGAUGCUUUCAAUUCCUGGGAUUGGAUUUCCGGGGGUGGAUCCCUCACUGCUUCCGCAGGACACCGGUAAGCUAUCUCGACAGCAGAAGCGUAUCCUACAGAUUCUUGAGAAAGGAUCAAAGACACCAUUCUCGGAGGCGCAGAAACAUUGGGAAUUAAACUUCCUCCGUUCACCCUCCGCCUUUCUGCCUUCUACCAGCGACUCUACGAGACUGGGCGCAAUACGUCUGGAGAGGACACUCUUGGAGGAACCGGCUUUCUCCCCCACAUCGCGAGUGCACCCUACCGGGGAAUACGAAGAAAGCCGUGCGGAUAUCGCGUUCCGCAGCAUCGGAUACCUCUCCGAGCCGAUCCCCGGCUUCGACGAGGCUGGAAUUCCAUUCAAUACCAGACGUGGACUUGUACCAAACGAAGACGGAAGGGUCGUAAAACCCGGUUCCAACCCCGACGAUCGCGGAGAGGUUGUGCCUGGAGUAUACACCAGUGGCUGGGUAAAACGGGGUCCCACGGGCGUGAUUGCCAGCACCAUGUAUGAUGCAUUCGAGACGGCGGAUGCAAUCGUCAAUGACUGGAUCACGGGAGAGCGCGAGUUUAUGAAUGCAGGUGACGAGAGAAAACAGGGCUGGGCCGCGGUCAGCGUAGAGGCGAAAGCGAGGGGAAUGAGGCCGGUUAGCUGGGAGGAGUGGCGGAAGAUUGAUGCUGCAGAGAAGGCGCGGGGGGCACGGACGGGCAAGGAGAGGGAGAAGUUUGUGAGCGAGGAGGAGAUGCUGGCGGUUCUUGAGUAAAGUUUCAUUUCUACCACAGUAAUAAACUGC
This is a messenger RNA of Tricharina praecox, 1597 nucleotides long. RefSeq lists its product as uncharacterized. Gene Ontology annotation, cellular component: mitochondrion. Gene Ontology annotation, biological process: ubiquinone biosynthetic process. The record is from RefSeq and is a predicted model, not a curated record. Lineage: Eukaryota; Fungi; Ascomycota; Pezizomycetes; Pezizales; Pyronemataceae. The transcript has 2 exons. The coding region runs from base 35 to 1567 and encodes 510 amino acids.